Messenger RNA from Pongo pygmaeus (Bornean orangutan), 2099 nucleotides. It is a transcript of the gene SPATA9, whose product is annotated as spermatogenesis associated 9. The transcript has 9 exons. Bases 679 to 1902 code for a protein of 407 amino acids. Lineage: Eukaryota; Metazoa; Chordata; Mammalia; Primates; Hominidae. The record is from RefSeq and is a predicted model, not a curated record.
GUGGACCACCAGCUUGACAUUCCCAAACGCACUGGCCUGAUACUCGGUGAACACCGGACGCGCGACCGUGCUGGCCGCGUUCAGCAACAAGCUGCUCUCGUCCCCGGAGACCAGAGGGCUUCUCCCCAGGUUCAGCCAUUUAGGAAAGACUGGUGACCUGUCUGCAUGAUGGCAUUAACUACAAGGAUCAUCCAAGAGCCACAGUCACAAAGCCAGUCUCUGAAUAUGGUUCAAAGAAAUCUUAUAACUCUCUGAACAGGUACGCCUUUGCUACUGUGCAUGUACAUGGAGCCAUCUACCAGGAGCGUGGGUUACUCACCUCAGCAGGAAAGGCUAUCAAAAACAAAGAAGAAUCCCCCGUCUUCAAAGCCUAACAGAUCAAGCAGCUCUCUGGUGCACAACCUGCGCCCAGUCUCUCCAACAGGUACAAGAUAUUAUUCUGCCACUUGUUCGAGGAGCCCAUCCCAAUCCAAUUCCUGAACAGAUGGGGCCCUGCCAUUCAUUCCAGCCAGAAGACCUAGUGUUUAUUAAAAAGUUCCAGAGAGAAGGACUCACUCCUGCUUGGAAGGGACCUAACACUGUCAUCCUCACGAUGCCAAUGGCUCUGAAGGUGGAUGGAAUUCCUGCUUGGAUUCAUCACUCCCACAUCAAAAAGGCCAACAGAGCCCAACUAGAAACAUGGGUCCCCAAGCCUGGAUCAGGCCCCUUAAAACUGCGUCUAAGUCGGGUGAAACUGUUAGAUUAAUUCUUUUUAUUUACUUAUCUUGUUUGUUUUCGCCUAUUAUGUCCUCUGUGCCUUCCUACUCCUUCCUCUUCACCUCUUUCACAACAGGACGUGUAUUCGCCAACACUACUUGGAGGGCCGGUACUUCCAAGGAAGUCACCUUUGCAGUCGAUUUAUGUGCACUGUUCCCAGAACCAGCUCGCACCCAUGAAGAACAACACAACUUACCGGUCAUAGGAGCAGAAAGUGUUGACCUUGCAGCAGGAUUUGGACACUCUGGGAGCCAAACUGGAUGUGGAAGCUCCAAAGGUUUACAAAGCCCUCUUGGAGAAGCAGGUUCCUGUGGGAACCUGGUUAAAUCUCCCAAGCUAGCAGAGUGUUUUUACUACAGUAAGACAGUGAUUAAUUCUGUCCCACUGGACACUGGCCUGAUAAGGCUUGGAAGUCUACAGUGGAAGAGUGAGGGAACUUUGGUCAGCUGCUUUUCCUCUCCUCAGCUCCCCUUCUCCCUCAUCAGUUUCUGCUUUUGGCCUCUUCAAAGCUGCAAGAGGGAAGGAGAAAAGAAAAGAGAACCUGCGCAGAAAACAUCCAAAAUCAGGAUGGCUAUUGCUUUAGCUAAGAUUAAUCGAUCAACAUUAAUUCGCGGAUUAAACAGCAUAUCCAGAUCCUCCAAAUCAGUGGCCAAACUUCUGCAUCCUCAACUUGCAUGCAGACUUUUAGAGCUAAGGGACAUAUCUGGUCGUCUGCUGAGGGAAGUUAAUGCGCCGAGGCAACCCCUAUAUAACAUGCAGGUCAGAAAGGGUUCUUUGUUUGAAAUCAUCUCCUUUCCAGCAAAGACUGCUUUAACUAGCAUAAUAUAUGCUUCAUAUGCAGCACUAAUUUAUUUGGCAGUCUGUGUUAAUGCUGUGCUGGAGAAGGUAAAGAACAUCUUCCAGGAAGAAGAAUCCAUAAGGCAAAACAGAGAGGAGAGUGAAAAUUGUAGAAAAGCCUUUUCUGAGCCUGUGCUUUCGGAGCCUAUGUUUGCUGAAGGUGAAAUCAAAGCAAAACCUUAUAGGUCAUUGCCGGAGAAGCCCGACAUUUCAGAUUACCCCAAGUUUCUUGCUAAUAAGCAGAGUAAUAACAUCCAAGUUUUACAUUCUGUGUUUGACCAAUCAGCUGAAAUGGAUGAGCAAAUCUGAAUACAGAUAUCACUGAACAGAACUUAAGAGUUAUCUAUUUAAUGGCAGAUUUCAUCUGACAAAACUCAGAGUCUAGUUUACAUAUUCUGAAUUGCUCUGCUUUCUUAAAAAAAAAAGAGAAGGGGGCUACUAUUAAAAUGUCAUUUUCUAGUAUUUACAUGAUAGAGUAAAUAAAAUGAAUAUUGAUGUGGAAUAUA